AUGGCAGCUCGCGAUCGACGCAAUACCUUGCAGUCGCAGUUGGCUCCCAGGUUCAUUUCUGUGUAUACUAAGCUCCUCAAGGGAGUUGCGCCCAGUACAAUCAGCCCAAAUGUCGAACACGAGAGGUUCUGGUCCGAAUUGCUCACGUUGCAAGUGGACCGCGAGUUCCUUCUCCAGCAGAUUAAUGCGUUGCACAAAGAAGAUUGUAUGGGAAGACUGAAGUAGUCUCCUCUCAAUACGCUCUUUAGGGAAUGCGUCGCCUUUGCGCGGAAGGCAGCAUAUGAUGACCCGAAGAAAUCCAAUUCUAUCGAGACAAUUUCGAUACUAUCCCGGUGUAUACUCCGCAAGGAUCUCACAGGCUGGGAAGUGAUGGAAGUAUUUGCCGGUGGAGUCCAUGCAAGUGACCAGUUUUUCAUGGAUAUGGUCGAACUAAUAAGAGAACUACUCAGUGAUGAGGCAGCACCUGUCUCCAUACGACAUCAGACUUUGCAGUUGGGCGUCAUCUUUAUGUGCGGCGUCGGUCAGCUCAGUCCUGGCGCUUACUUUCUGCGACGCGAUCUCUUCCCAUCAAUAUGUGAUUUCGUGAAGCACCGGAAUACCAGACAAUAUGCUUUCGAAGCUGCACUAUUCCUCUGUCUGCUAGCCAACUUCCACAGAUCGGAUUCGGCAAAGCUCAAUCCAUAUGUGCACCACAUACAUGAGACAGUUGAUGUGGAUGCCAUGCGCACUAUCUCGAUAGCAUGCAAAUUUGCAGUUGUGACAAGCGUUAAGGCAUACUGGAGUAUAUCAGAUGACUCAGAGCCUACCUUUAUGAGCGCCGUAGGGACAUUGGUGACUAGCCUUCGUCCAGAUCGGGCGUUCUCAUCGAAGCCAGUCGAUCCUCCUCGUGAACUUUUCAAAGACCAGCCGAUAGAAGCGACCCUCGCCUUGUUGCCUGUGUACGAAUUCCUGCACUCCAACCAAGUAUUUGCUUCCUUGCUGUUGGAGGAGCUGCACAUGCCGUCGGAGAAAGCGACGUCCCCGACUUACGAACUUGUUCGCUCCAUCUCGACUUUGAAGAAGCAAAAUGUGCAGCCAGACACUGCGUCCGCGUCAAGACCGAUGCAUGGACGUCACAGACAGUCAUCUGGCUCGGAGGAGGCCUACGACCCAUUGGCACAUGUACUUCGCACCGUAGCUUUCUACGAAGAAAAGGUCCAUAGUGCAAACGCCCGCUCAGCGAAAGAGGCUAUGCGUAUACUUGCGAAACACGUAGACAGUGAGGGCGUGCUGGGCUCACAAGAUGCUGGCCAGUUCGCUGAACCUUGGAUACGGAAUGAAGACCUCUCAGGAUUCGCGAAAUAUGCGGCGAUAGACGGCCUUUCGCUCAUGCCCUAG
Molecule: messenger RNA, 1377 nt
Organism: Gloeophyllum trabeum ATCC 11539
Lineage: Eukaryota; Fungi; Basidiomycota; Agaricomycetes; Gloeophyllales; Gloeophyllaceae
Exons: 10
Coding region: 370-1377 (335 amino acids)
Biological process (GO): regulation of Golgi organization
Cellular component (GO): cytosol
Source: RefSeq, a predicted model, not a curated record